Molecule: messenger RNA, 4920 nt
Organism: Melanotaenia boesemani (Boeseman's rainbowfish)
Lineage: Eukaryota; Metazoa; Chordata; Actinopteri; Atheriniformes; Melanotaeniidae
Gene: tie1
Product: tyrosine kinase with immunoglobulin-like and EGF-like domains 1
Exons: 24
Coding region: 165-3572 (1135 amino acids)
Biological process (GO): cell surface receptor protein tyrosine kinase signaling pathway; multicellular organism development; positive regulation of kinase activity
Cellular component (GO): signaling receptor complex
Molecular function (GO): calcium ion binding; protein binding; ATP binding
Source: RefSeq, a predicted model, not a curated record
UUCUACCUGUUCAUCAACUACUUUCUGAGGCAAUUUUACACAUUAAGAGAGCGUUGGAGGACGUUAUGAGUAAAAAAGCGCAUCGUCGUGACGCAGCGUCACCGUUUUGGAUGUAGAGGUCGGAAAGUCGAAGCUGUCAGCUGAUUUAAUGAAAAGUUUUCCCAAUGAGGAUUAAACAAAUCACGAUGAUUUUGUGGGGGGUUUUAUUUUGUUUUUUUCAUUCAUCAGAUUCCAUGAUCGACUUGACCAUGAUCUCCCCAGCUGAGGUCUCCCACGUCAAUCAGUUCAACAUAACAUGUAUCAGUGGAGAGCGCAGUCCUGCCCAGCUGGACAUCAAAAGAGACAACAAAAUCCUCAUUUUACCCAAAAGUCCACGUUUUAAUGUGCAUAAGCCAAAGAACACAGAGGCUUUGGCCACCAACUUUCGUGAUUUAGAGAAUAUUGGUAUCUUCUACUGUGAAUCUACUCGGGAAGUUCCACAUGCAUUUGAGACAGUUACAAUGAUUAACAAUAUUGGUGGAGCUAAUUUUAUUCCAAACUCCCUUACACUGACUGCUAGCAAAGGAGAGACAGUUCACCUCAGCAUGAAGCUUCUUUGGUCUGAAAAGAGAGACGUAACCUGGAAGUACAAUGGAAACUACUAUUAUAUGACUCACUGGAUUGAUGUGGUUAAUUCCACGGCUGUACUGAUGGUGGAGAAUGUAGAUCUUGCUAAUGAAGGCAUCUACAGUGCUAGCUAUGUUGGAGACAGCCCCCUCAAAGGUGCUUGGAUGAGACUCAUUGUUAGAGCCUGUCCUAGUAAGAAGUGGGGCACUAACUGUGACAAGGACUGUCCAGAUUGUCUCAAUGGUGGAGUUUGUCAUGAUAUGGUUGGAGACUGUAUCUGCCCUCCAGGAUUCAUGGGGACACGCUGUGAGACAGCCUGCAGAGAAGGAAUGUUCGGUCGAAACUGCCAGGAGUCAUGUGGCUCCCAGAUGAACUGCAAGGGGCUUCGCUUCUGCCUAUCCGACCCUUACGGUUGCUCCUGUGCCAGUGGUUGGUUUGGGAAUCACUGUGAGAGAGCUUGCCAUAAUAACAUGUAUGGACCAGACUGCAGGUUGAGGUGUAAAUGCCAGAAUGGAGGAGUCUGUAACCGUUUUAGUGGAUGCCAGUGCCCUCCAGGGUGCAGAGGGCAACACUGUGAGAAGUCUGAUCAGGCUCCUGAGAUUUUGGACUUGGAUGGCAGCAUGGAGUGGAAUCUGAACUCUAGUCCUGAGAUCUCAUGUUCAGCUACAGGCAACCCCCCACCCAGUCACGAUAGCAUUGAGCUUCGAAGAUUUGACAGCACUGUGUUCAAGCCCUUAAGAACCAUCAUGGACUCAAAUAAGAGCACAGCUUUGUUUAAGAUCCCUCCCCUGAGUAUGCAGCUUGGAGGACUAUGGGAAUGCAGGGUGUCCACUAAUGGAGGUCAGGACUCUCGCAAGUUCAACAUCACCAUUAAAGAGCCUCCAGUGCCCACUACAGCGCCAAAAUUGCUGGAAAAGCGGAGUAAGCAACUUCUGGUGAUGCCAGCAGAGUCACACAGAGGAGAUGCCCCAAUCAUCUCAACCAGACUCCUCUACAAGCCUGUGGAAAAUGGAGACUCCUGGUCUUCCAUCAUAGUUUAUAGUGAUAAAGAGCCUAUCACUCUGAUGAACCUGGAGCCCUCAACACGCUACCGUGUCCGUGUCCAGUUGAGUCGACCUGGACUAGGAGGAGAAGGCGCGCCAGGGCCAGAAGCUGUGAUGGAGACAGACUGUCCUGAGCCCACAAUUCAACCUAAGAUUGACAUCUGCUUGGUGGAGGGCCGCAAUACUACCUUGCACUGGCAACUGCCCACCAACGGUGGCCUUGCAGCUGGCACAGCAAGUGGUUUUUUAGUGCAGCUCUUCGCACCACCAUCCUACACUGAGAAACUGCUGGAGGAAACCACCCUUCUCAAUGUGCUCUCCACUAAGUUCCACAACCUGAAGUAUCAUCAAGACUACUCUGUAGUGGUGCGCCUCAUCAACUGUGGCAGCCAGGGACCACCUUCCAAACCAUACCACUUCCGCAUCAACAGCCAGGGUCCAUCAUCCCCACUCAGCAUCCAGGCCCAUCCACUGUCCUUGUCAGCCAUCCAGGUGAGGUGGCAGCCCCCAGAAGAUCCAAAUGGAGGGAUCACUAAAUACAUCAUAGAGUACCAACCACUUGGUCAAGGAAGCCCUCAUGCUUGGGUGGACACAGACGAUGGGAACAAGACAGCCAAAGAUGUAACAGCACUCAACAGCAGUACGCUCUACCAGUUCAGAGUGAGGGCGUUCUCUAAAGUGCCAGGAGAGUGGAGCAAUUUUGCACGGGCAAUGACCCAAGGGGAUGAUCGUGUGCCAACCACACAGAGUGUGACUGGGAAGCCUGUUGGGGACAGCUACCAGCUGCUGGUGGCAGUGGUGGGCUCAGUGACUGUUACCUGUGUGACUAUACUGCUAGCGCUGCUGGCUCUUUUCUUCAUUAGGAAGACACUGCUCAACCGUCGGCGGACGUUUACCUACCAGUCCGGAUCGGGUGAAGAAACUAUUCUACAGUUUAACUCAGGAACUCUGACGCUCACUCGAAGGCCCAAGCCAACACCAGAACCUCUCACCUAUCCAAUUCUUGAGUGGGAGGACAUAAAGUUUGAAGAUGUUAUAGGAGAAGGCAACUUUGGCCAGGUCAUCAAAGCUAUGAUCAAAAAAGAUGGCAGUAAAAUGAGCGCAGCCAUCAAGAUGCUAAAGGCAGAGUUUGCCUCAGAGAAUGACCACAGAGACUUUGCAGGAGAGCUUGAGGUGUUGUGCAAACUAGGCCAUCAUCCCAACAUCAUCAACUUGAUAGGAGCCUGUGAGAACAGAGGCUACCUUUACAUAGCCAUAGAAUACGCUCCCUUCGGAAACUUGCUUGACUUCUUGAGGAAGAGUCGAGUGUUAGAGACGGACCCUGCCUUUGCAAAAGAGCACGGUACAGCUUCUACCCUCACCUCACAGCAGCUGCUGCAGUUUGCUGUGGAUGUGGCAACUGGGAUGCAUUACCUCAGCGACAAACAGUUCAUCCACAGGGAUUUGGCAGCAAGGAAUGUUCUUGUAGGGGACAACCUUGUGGCAAAGAUAGCAGACUUUGGUUUGUCCCGUGGUGAGGAAGUUUAUGUCAAGAAGACAAUGGGGAGGUUGCCAGUACGCUGGAUGGCCAUCGAGUCCCUGAAUUACAGCGUAUAUACAACCAAGAGUGAUGUGUGGUCUUUUGGUGUUCUUCUUUGGGAGAUUGUAAGCUUAGGUGGCACGCCAUACUGUGGGAUGACGUGUGCUGAGCUUUAUGAAAAACUUCCCCAAGGCUACAGGAUGGAGAAACCCAAAAACUGUGAUGAUGAGGUUUAUGAGUUAAUGAAGCAGUGCUGGAGGGAUCGUCCCUAUGAGAGACCCCCCUUCUCCCAAAUCUCUGUCCAACUCAGCAGGAUGCAGGAGGCCAGAAAGGCCUAUGUGAACAUGGCUCUCUUUGAGAACUUCACCUACGCUGGGAUAGAUGCCACUGCUGAGGAGGCCUGACUACCAGCUCCCCCAGACCCUAACACGUCACGUAGCUCCAAGAGGAAGUCACAUGGGAGGUUGCCGCGUUACUGCCACCACCCUGCCACUCAACGACAAAACAGGAGGACUGGACACUCUGCCACCACCCAGCUAUAGAUGUAAGACUGUGAAAGGACACUGUGGGCAGGUAUCACAGGCAUGAAGAGAUGUGGAGAUGCGGCUGGGCCUUCAAAGGAGAGGUGUUACUUCCACUACUUCCACCACCUUUUGGAAAAUACAACCCCUGUCACUAAAAGUAAAAUAAAAAAUAUAUACAUGAAGUAUUUACAGGGGGGAAGAAGGCACAAAGUGUGCAUCCUGAUUUUACAAAGGUCACAAUGCUGGAUCUUAUUCUUUGAGCAUUGUGUGGGCCUCCCAAUAUGGCGCUAUGUGACUUGCUGAAACACCACAGGGUCUGUGGGGUAUCAAUGCUGGAAUUUUCACUCCUUUGGAAGAGGAGAUCUUUUCAUUAACAUGAAAUUAAAGGACACAGUGUGGAUCAAACUUUCUUCUCAAGUUCUCAAACUUUUUGAAAGGGACUUAAGACUUACAGACUUUUACCAGUGUAGCACUUAAAAGCAGCCUCAUUUGUACCAUUUUGUCUGUAAUUGUAAUUAUCACUGCCAGAUGACUGUAGCCACUACUGUAUGUAUAUUAACACAUUUUAUAGGAUGCAUAGAAGUAUCAUAACUUCAUAGUAACUAUUGUAAGAGACUGAUUAAAUCCAACCAAGGUGGGUCAUUUUGAUGCAUCCAAAGUUACACCACCCAAGGAGUUAUUUAGGAAAUGCCAACGGAAUAAAGCCCAUUUCUGAAGCAGGUUUGAUUUCAACAAAAUGUCAAAUUCACAAUGAUUUCUAAAUAUAAAUAGUCCCGCAUACCUUUUUAUGGACCUGUCUUGCCCAGGAUCAUGACAGCAGAAUUAUGAUCUGGCUGCCGUGUUAUGCCAAACAAGAGAAGCUUUUAUGGAUAUGAGGCUCCACUUGAAUCCUAAAUGUUAUUCUUUAUUGUUAUUUUCUUUUUUUUUUUCAUUUGUUUAUUUCCAAAUAACUGAUGGACCGGACCAGAGCCAUGACAGAAGGGAUAGGAUGAACAGAAAAGAGAGAGAAGAGGAAAGCGAGAAAAAAUUAGAAAUGGGAAAUGCUACACCUGAAAAGAAAGAAAUAGACAUCCUAAGGUCUUUAAGAAAAUACACCAGACAAUCAUCAGGAGCACCUGCAGGAUGAAAAAUUGUAAAAACCAUCAACAACAAUGAAUACAACAAGUAUAUGUGUGUGCAUGUGUGUGCAUGUGUGUAAAAAAUAUUACACAAGAAGUUUUCAAAACAA